AUGACUGAUUUGCUUGAAUUUAUCCAAGUGCCCUGCUUGUCAGGAAACUAUCGUGACCCUCUAUCAGUUCCAGUGCCACCUUUCCAUGUGUGUUUGCUGGAAAAAAAAAAUACUCUUCUGCUUUUUGACAGGUCUACUAUUUAUGAAAAUCUUCUGAAUCUGGUGCCAACAAAUAUAUCAAGGAGAGGAAAUUCAAAUCCAUCUGAUCUGUCAGAAUGGGUGCCAUUGUUCAAAGUUCCUCCUAAUGAUUCAGCCAAUUUGGAAAUUGAAUUAAGCGGAUUCUGCACUGGGAUUCCUGCCAAUUUGAAUCUUUGGUUCUUCACAUCUGUUGUUGGAGCAAUUGAAGGAGUGCCACAACGAGAAAUACUUGGAGCUGAAGUAAAUUUCCAGAUGAAUUACUUUGAAUAUGACUGCUCUCGAAAUGAUGUUUGUUGGCCUGAGCUUGCUUACCCGUUGACAAGACAUUACCAGGGUGAAACAUACUCUCAGUCGAUUGCUCAGGCGAUGUUGCUGGUGUUCUUUUUCUUGGUGGCUGCGGUGUUAGGAGACCCCUGGAACAAUAUCCGUAAAGCUUGGCAUAAGACCACGUUUCGUUAGACUACUGUAGCAAGUCCAUGCACAAACAUUUCAUUGUAUUCUUUUUACUUACUGAAUAUGUUGCACAAGUUAUUGAUUAAUGAGAUGCAGGUGACUAGGAAGGGCAUUUACUUUAUUGAUUUGGAAUAAAACCUUUUAAUAUUUCUUUGUCACACCACACUGUAGAUUCUGAAAUGGUUCUGUUGCCUGUCCUUUAAAGAGAUCAUCUCUUUGGCAAAGACUGUUUUGGUGCGAGUCUUAGUUGUCAUCUGCCAAGAUUGAUUGAUGAAAAACAAACAUAUUCUUAAAUACUGGCAUUCUAUAAGUCUGUAUCUUUAAAUUAUGCCCAUGUGUCAGUUUUAAUGGUUUGUGCAUAUGACAUUUCAGUAACUACAUUAUAGUGCUAAUUCGUCAACAUUGGCCUGGAUUUUGGCAAUACUAAUGACUAGGAAAGUAUCAGCAUUCCUUAAAAAUUGACAGCAGCUUCUGGAAUCUGCACAGUUAGAAUUGACCUGAGAAAUCCAGAAGUUGUUGUUAAUGAUUCUGUGCUUUUCCAAUAGAUGCUGUUUUGAACUUUGUAGUCCCCACAGAUUGCAACUAAAUAGAAAUUUCUGAAUUGAACACUUGCACUUUUACAGUCUAGGUUGCACCUUGUUGAAUGAGGUGUUACUGGAUAUUUAAGAGCACUAACUACAUCAUUAUUAAAAUCUCUUGGUCCUCAUCUACUGAUUUUAUACUUAGUCAUUUGGUAGUAUAGCAGUAAGUUUACUGAACAAAGAUAUUUUGUUGAAGCUGUUUGUUUUCCACUCAUCAGGACUAUUGGGGUGGAAUGACUAAAUGAAUGACUCAACACCCAGAGUCCACUUCCAGUAUCAGAGUUUUUUGAUGUUACGCUGGUGGGAAGAAAACCUCUAGGGGUCCAGAAGCUUCUUCCCUGAACAAAAAGAAAGACAUAAAACUGUUAUACAUUUGCUUGCAGCCUGCCCUAGCAUUUACAAACCAAUUGCAAAUUGAUCAUGUUGUUGAUUGAUUACUUACUUACACAUCCAAUCAAGUCAAUCAUGUGACUGCUUGGUCAGUUGAUGGACACUUGUAGGUCUUCCCAGGAUCUGGAGAUGCUUGCUGGAUGUCCUUACCACCUGUCCUUGGGCUUUCACAAUGCAUCUUAUCCAUCCACGUUCCAAUCCUGCUGACUUCUGCAUCUGUCAUUCAAUCCUCCCAGCUAGCAGGGUGCCUAAAGGACCUUAACUAAUGAGUCGAGCUUUACUCUUCCAUCCCAUAUUAAAUAACAAACUUUGAAUUAGCUUGCUUCUAACUGUACUUCUCAAGGGUGUCCCUUAUCCAAACAGUUUGAGCAGUGGCAACAUUUUUGCUUCUUCUUAAGAUCCCAUUGUGUGAUUCUUGAGAUGCUUUAUAUCUUAUCUAGUUGCUGUGAGAACAAAAGUCGUGACUCUGAGUAAAUGAUUGCUUCAGCAAACAAUCUACUUUGUACAUUUUUAUGUCAACUGAAAACUACAAGCGGCCAUUUUGUGUUAACAAGAACCACAGGCUGCCUUAAUAAUUAUAAAGGGAAGGCAAGUUUAGAGUGUCAAUAAUAGGGUAAAAUUUUGUGUCUGGAGAGUACUGUAAAGUGGCUUUUAUAGACUUUCAGAAUGACAGUAGUCUCUAUAUUUAAAUUUAUUCCUCAUGGUUUUAUUUUGUUUUUGCCCUAACAAGGGCGGUUUGCAAGAAAUGGAAAAAGAGAAAACAUUUUAGCUGUAGGUGAGGAGAGUACUAGUAGAGACAUUGCUAUGGAGAAUGCACCAGUUAACGCCUAUCACAUAAAUGAGAAAAAUAGUAAAUGCAUUUCAGUACCCAUGUGAUGCUAGUUAUGUAAGCUGCAUAUCCCAAAGACUGGUGGAUCCCAUCACACAAACAUAUGCUUUCAACUAUUUGCAAAAAAAAGUGUACUGACUGUACCCAACCAGCCCUUCCUUGCAAAGCUCACAACUCAGUGAUUCUGCUCUUGGACAACAUUUGCUAAGUAAUCUUGUAUGUACAAAAAAUUAUGCUGAUGAUUGUUUUAGAAUUGUCAUAAUAUAUUCAAGGGGUGGCUAGAUAUAGCACUUGGGGAGAAUGGCAUCAAAGGUUAUGGGAAGAAAGCAGGAUUAGGCUAUUGAGUUGGACAAUCUUUCAUGGUCGUGAUGAAUGGCUGAGCAGGCUUGAAGGGCCGAAUAGCCGCCUCCUGCUCUUCUAUGUAUGUUUCUAUGUAUUCAGGUUUGCAGUGUGGUGUAUUUGCAUGUACUGGAAGUUGUAUUUGUGUACACAGUCCAUUUGUUUCAAGUUGACGGAAUAGAUGACAGCCAUUUCUCAGGGCAAUGUCUUAACCAAUUAGAACCAAUGUGGCUGUUUUAAAUUUAAAGCUUGGUAGAUAACUGUCAGUUAUCACUACCUGAUGCAUUCUCCCUGGCAACACCUCUCCCAAUUGGAGUCCACUUGACAACAAGUUGACAGUCUGCUCUCUUUCAAUAUCAAUGUUGUUUUCCCUUUGGCAUUUUCUAUGAAUUGUCCUGAUGAGUGCAAGACAAAAAGCUUUGACAAUUGUUUUUUUAAAAAGUAAUUUUAUAUUUGCAGAUUGUUGAAUUUCUCAAUUAAAAAAUUGGCAUUCUAAAUUUUAUGUUUUGGCUUCCUUAUUGCUAUAUGAAUGUUCCACUCAAUUAUUUUGUUUUGUAUAAUAAAGUGAAAAAUGAUGUAUAUUCAGUGCACUUGACUUGUUUGCUGUAUGAGAAUACUUAAUUAUUAGUGAUUGUUUACCCUGCUUGGUGAUUUCACUGCUGGAUACCUGAAGAUCCCCUAGACUUGGCGCCAGAUUGGAAUUGUUGUUGGAGAAGGAGAUAUCUGUGACACAGAUUGCUAGAUAUUUAUAGGUAGUUUUCUUGAAAGUUGGUGGUGAGUUGGUUGCUUUGCCAUUGAUAGCAAAAUCCAGGUCAAAACAUUUUUACAACUGUACAUAUUUAGGUGGGAGUUAUUUUAAAGUGGAAACAAAUAUGUGAAUCAGGAUUUCUGAAUAAAUUUUAUUUCUACUUCUGGG
Molecule: messenger RNA, 3646 nt
Organism: Rhincodon typus (whale shark)
Lineage: Eukaryota; Metazoa; Chordata; Chondrichthyes; Orectolobiformes; Rhincodontidae
Product: tectonic-2-like
Exons: 5
Coding region: 1-597 (198 amino acids)
Biological process (GO): protein localization to ciliary transition zone; smoothened signaling pathway; cilium assembly
Cellular component (GO): MKS complex
Source: RefSeq, a predicted model, not a curated record